Tetranychus urticae (two-spotted spider mite) is the source of this 2924-nucleotide messenger RNA. The record is from RefSeq and is a predicted model, not a curated record. Lineage: Eukaryota; Metazoa; Arthropoda; Arachnida; Trombidiformes; Tetranychidae.
GGACUUCGCCCUCGUGCAUCUUUCAUAUUGUUGUGGUUGCAUAUCACCUUGUUAUUUAAGUAUAAAUACAUUCAUAUACAUUCAUCCCUUGAAUAACAUUUAUUAUAACACUUAUAACUGCCGAUAAUUCAAUACUAUUAAUAAAUUAAUAACAAUAAGAUUAGAAUAAUUUUUUACAGAAUUUGUUCACUUGGCAGAUUCAUAAUUGUCUCUGAAUUAGUCUCUAAUAUCUGUUGACCUCAAAUUAAAGGAUAUAUUGAUUUUAGUCUUGAGACUUUUUGGCCUUCCAAGUGUUUAUUUUGGUCUCAUAUUUAUGUUUAUUUAUUGAAUAUCUUUUGUUGUUUUUUCAGGGAGAAAAGGUGUAUCUCAAGAGAUUACCAGAUAGAUUGUUACCUUUAAAGAAGUCAACAUGGAAGCUGUUUGGUCAAAUGAUUGACCUUCGUAAUUAUAAUUUGGUUGAUUUUAAGGGUUUAUUUGAUAAUCAUCAUAUUGUCCAUCAUGAUCAAGCCUUUUCUACUCUUUACCCACAAAUUGGUUGUUUCACUGUUUGGGAAUAUUGUGCUCGAGGAAACCUCCAGAAUAUAAUCAAAUCAAAAUGUAUUGACUUUGACUGGUCAUUUAAGUUGUCACUUUUAUUUGACCUUUCCAAUGGUCUUAAAUAUUUACACUCGUCUAUUGGUAAACAUGGUUGGUUAACCUCGGCUGAUUGUGUUGUUGACAGUAACUGGCUGCUCAAGAUAACCAAUUUUGGACUAAUGACUUUAUACCAAACCAUUUCCAAUGAAAAUAAUGAAAACGUUGAUUGUUUUCAGCCAACUUCCUCUCAUCUUUUAUGGUCUUCACCUGAGUGUAACAAAAAUGAAAGUUUAAAAAAGGUUAAACUAAAUCCUUGUCGCUGGGGAUCAAAAGAGUCUGACGUCUUCAGUUUAUCCAUCAUUAUGUCCGAGGUGAUUAAUCAAUCAUCACCUUACAAUAGUCAAGAUUCAAAGACUACAGAUUCAAUUAUCCGCUCAAUUGGUUCAGGUAUUUAUGUUAGGCCAACUGUUGAUUCAACUGAUGUACCAGAUGAUAUAAUUGAUCUUAUGGAACAAUGUUGGUCUGAUAAUCCUGACCGACGUCCAUCCAUUGAUGAUAUCCAUGAAAAAUUUUCAGCACACUCUGAAGGAAAGUAAGUAAAAAUUAUUGAUUCGAUGGUCCACAAAUUAGAAAAAUACACAAUCAAUUUGGAAGCAAUAGUGGCAUCGAGAACCCUGAAAUUAGAAGAAGAGAUGAAAAAGACUGAAUCUCUUUUGUAUCGGAUGCUUCCAGUGCCCGUUGCUGAUGCUCUUAAAUUGGGUCAAACCAUUGAACCGGAUAAAUUUGAAGAAGUAACAGUUUAUUUCAGCGAUAUUGUUGGUUUUACAACAAUUUCAGCCUACUCCAGGCCCAUAGAGAUUAUUUCACUUCUCAAUGAUUUGUAUACCUCUUUUGAUCGGAUCAUUGAUUCAUACCAAGUUUACAAAGUUGAAACCAUUGGAGAUGCCUACAUGGUUGUUAGUGGAGUCCCAGAGAGACGUUCAGACCAUGCCGAGCAGAUAGCUGAUAUGGCUCUAGAUAUACUUCACAGUUGUACACAGAUAAAAAUUGCUCAUUUACCUGGUGUUCCACUCAAGAUAAGAAUUGGUAUAAAUACAGGUCCAGUUGUGGCUGGUGUCGUUGGUACAGCAAUGCCUCGGUACUGUUUGUUUGGCAAUACGGUUAACAUUGCUUCCAGGAUGGAGUCAACUGGUCGAGCUUAUCGUAUACAAAUAUCUAAGCGUACGAUGAGACACUUAAGGACAACUGGUAUUUACCAUAUCGAGUAUCGUGGUGAGGUCGAUUUGAAAGGAAGGGGCAAAAAGUCAACUUAUUGGCUAACAGGCAAGGAUGGUUUCAAUAAGUGUCUUCCUGAACCCGAAGAUGAUGAUGGAGCUAAUCAUGGAUUCAAAGAUUGUGAGAUCAUUGAAAUUUUUGGUCCUAAUAACAAGACGUCAUCUGAUGUGUCUCCUUCAUCACCAACAGGGUCAGUGUCACCAAUAGAUGUUUUUGAGUUAAACUCUUUGACCAAGCAAAAUUAUUCAACUGGAAAUGUCCUUCAAGUCCCUAAAUAGCUGUAAUUACCCAAUUGGGUCCAUUAAUUUGAUAUCCAAAGGAUUUUGUACACUUUUUGCCUUCUCUCAACUCAACAUGGCCAUUAUUUUGUCAGUCAAUCAACCAUCCAUUUAACAAAUCAACUUGGUCUACAUCUUCAUCUACAAUCAUCACCAACCCAAAAAUGGUUAACAAAGUUAAUUAUCCAACUAUAAAUCUAAAUUUCAGCUUUUCCCCUUUCAUCCAGUUUUAUUGAAAUUAUGAACAUCUACCUUCACCCAGACUGAAUCUGUUCUCAAUCACUUCAAAAUGUUCAUUGCCCUUAGUAAUGAAAUUGUUAUGAUGGACAAGGUUAUCUUUUUAAUUGAAAAGGAAAAGAAGCAAAAAUUGAACCAAAUUAGCCAACAUUGAACAUUAACAACAAAAACAACAACACUAUUUAACAACAUUAACACAGUUGACGCAUGAUUAAAUGUUAUUGAUGAGGAUGAUGAUGGAAAUGAUGAUAAUGUGAAAAUGUUAAAUAAUCUAUGAGAUGAAAUUGAAUAGCAAGAGGAAUCCAUUAAAAUGGGAUAAAUUGAAAGGUGAUUCGGUUAUGAUGGUUGACAGUUAACAACCUUUUAAGAGUCGAUAAACGGCUUUUGAUGUUAUUGAUACAUCAAAAUACAAAUAAAAAGAAAGGACAAACGUUCAAACAUUGAAAGGUAAAUAAGAGGGCAUCGCCUUUAUCAUCCUCAUCACCAUCACCAUCACUAUCACCAUCAACCUUUACAACAAACGCUAUCAAUAAACUUAUACAUUUUCCAUUUUAUUUA